Molecule: messenger RNA, 2420 nt
Organism: Magallana angulata
Lineage: Eukaryota; Metazoa; Mollusca; Bivalvia; Ostreida; Ostreidae
Product: TBC1 domain family member 20-like
Exons: 8
Coding region: 141-1304 (387 amino acids)
Biological process (GO): positive regulation of GTPase activity; endoplasmic reticulum to Golgi vesicle-mediated transport
Cellular component (GO): endoplasmic reticulum membrane
Molecular function (GO): GTPase activator activity
Source: RefSeq, a predicted model, not a curated record
UCAAAUAUUAUACAUUGUCUGUGAUAGUUAAAUUUCUUCGUUGUUUUAUCCUGAUGAUAUAAGGGGCAGGUAAUAGCUGUCUGCUCCUCCGGUGUAUGGUCUUCACAAAUGACGUGUAGAAAUUAUGUUUGCAAGCAGAUAUGGUGAUUGAGAGAAGGAAAAAUCGGUCGAAAAUAGACAAGACAUUAGACAGAACUAAUUCUGUCAGCGAAAAUAUUAUUGAAAGCUCAAACAUCGAAGAAGAGUAUUCGAAAAAAGAGAAAGAAAUCUUAGAUACUUUAUCAAGCAAUGAUGUAGACAUUGAACGAUUAAGAAGUUUUGCUGUAAGUCCAGGUGGAUUACUGAAUGAUGAUAUACGAAAAGAGGUUUGGCCAAGGCUGCUUGAUGUUGAUGUUACAGACAUUCCAAAGAAACCUCCCGAGGAGGUUUUACAUGGACACAGAGAUUAUACUCAGGUUGUGAUGGAUGUUAAUCGGUCCUUGAAGAGAUUCCCCCCAGGUAUGGAGGAGGAGGUCCGAAUGUCGUAUCAGGACCAGCUAGUAGACUUGAUCAUGAGGGUUCUAGUGCAGCACGAGGAACUUCACUACUACCAAGGCUAUCAUGAUAUCUGUGUCACAUUUCUGCUUGUUCUGGGGGAGGAUCUAGCCUUUGCUGUCCUUGAUGUUUUAUCAUUACAGCAUCUCAGGGAUUUCAUGGAUGUCAACAUGGACCGAACAAAACAUAUACUCAACUACUUGUACCCUAUUGUGGGGAGAGCCAGUCCUAAAUUACGACAAUUUAUGGAAGAAUCUGAAGUAGGAACUGUGUUUAGUUUAAGCUGGUUGAUAACAUGGUUUGGUCAUGUCCUUGGUGACCUAGAUUCCAUUGUGAGGCUCUAUGAUUUCUUCAUGGCCAGUGCUCCACUAAUGCCAAUUUACAUGGCAGCCUCUAUUGUUUUGUAUAGAGAAAAGGAAAUUCUUGCAAGUGAGUGUGAAAUGUGUACCUUACACGGAAUGUUAUCACAUAUACCUGACAAUCUGCCUUUUGAAGAAUUAAUUGUCACAGCCAAGGAUCUGUUCUCAAAAUGUCCUCCCAAGAUUGUUGCAAAAGAAGCUGCAGAGAUUCAUGAGCAGAAAAAACUAGCUUUAUCACAAUAUAGAAGAAAAAUCUCCCAAAGGAACAAGAUUCCUCAGAAGGAUGGAUUAUUAAAAAGCCUGAUGGUCUUGGAUGGAAAUCGGCUGUACGUGAAAGUGACUUUGUGGACACUUGUUGGAAUCAUCACUGCAGCAGGACUAACCUGGCUCAACCACUAUGUACAUGAUUAGAAUCCAGGGAAUACACUGCUGUCUAAUGAAUUCAAUUUGAUGUGUAUCUUUUAUGUACUGAAACACUCUUUAGAAGACAUGGUUGGAACACAGUGGUAAUGAUGCUGUCUUGCUGCUGAUGCUGUGUACUUAAUCAUGGAUCAUCUUCAACUUCAGUUUCUUGGAUCAUGAUCAAUUUCAACUUCAAUCAUGUAUAAAUUACUCAGUGUAUAUCUCUAUGUGUUGAUUAUGAUUAGUCCCAUAGUUAGUUGUUAUUUAAAGUAAGUUAAACUAAAUCAUCAAAUAUUCUGACUGACAACUAUCAUUGUUGUGUCAUUUUUUGUCAUUAUUUUGACAUAUCUGUACAUAAAUGUCAACAGAACGCAUGUACCCAGUACUUUAUAUGUGAAGGUGUUCAGUUCAAGCUGUGUGUUCUAGUCCUCUAAGUUAUUUACUGUUUAAUGCCUUAUUUUUUUUUUUACUUUGGGGCAGCAAUAUCAUGUACAUGUAUAUCUUCCUGCUCAUUUGUAGUGCAUUUUUUUUUAUUUUUAAAUGAAUUGAAAUGGAAAAUACAUGUAUUAAGCAACAUACAGUAACUGAGCUGCAAUUGUCUCAAGAAAUUUUGUUACAAUGGUUGAAACCACAAUUUUCAAAGAUUAUGUCCCAUAACUGCCAUCUUUGGGGGGGGGGGGGGGGGGGGGGGGAACGUUGAUUUUUCUCAGUAGCAAUUUUACUUGAGGAGUUCCUCUCAUUUGACAUUAAAAACUUGUAUUUAAAUUGCCUCCACCCAGGGGCUACCCAUACAUUGAUAGACAAAUUUAAAACCAGAGAUUUUUUAUCAUUAAGAUGCAAUGUUUGGAAGCAGAAAGAAGAGAAAUGUUGGAUAGAUUACCAUUUUGACUUUGUGAUGUUGACCCUGCAAAGAGAACAACUUAAUUUGAUAUUUGCAGAGUGUGAAUUUGUGCAUUUACACCUGUACUUUGUAAACUGGACAUCUAUGUAUCUUUGCUUUUGUAAUUUGUUGCAUUGAUAAGUUUUGGAACACAUUAUUAUUUGACAUUGGUAGUUUUUCCUGUCUGCUGUAGCUGGUUUUUACUUCCUUUUCUUCUUUUUUUUGUACUUUACAGACCCCCCCCC